GGAAAGAGUGGGUGAGGAAGAGAGAACAGCUCUCUGUUUGUGGAGCAGAACAGGACCAUGUUGUCAGGCAGUUGUGUAAUUUGGAUUGGAGCACUGUUCCUGGGGCUUUGGGCUCCAGUGACGAGGGCUGUUGAAUUUCAACACCAUGGAUAUGGCGAGAUGGUUCGCAUUCUGUUCUCCAUCCAGAGCCAGUGCCCAUACAUCACUCGCAUCUACAGCAUUGGUCGCAGUGUGGAGGGACGCCACCUUUAUGUCCUGGAGUUCAGCGAUAAUCCAGGCAUCCAUGAAGCAUUGGAGCCGGAGUUCAAGUAUGUUGGAAAUAUGCAUGGGAAUGAGGUGCUGGGCCGUGAGCUUCUCAUCCACCUUGCUCAAUUCUUGUGUGAUGAGUACCAAGCAGGGAACCAACGGAUUACAGAGCUCAUUCAUAACACACGCAUACACAUUCUGCCCUCCAUGAACCCAGAUGGCUAUGAAGUGGCAGCAAAACAGGGUCCAGAGUCUAAUGGUUACCUCGUGGGCCGUGGGAAUUCCAAAGAUGUGGACUUAAAUCGCAAUUUUCCUGAUCUGAAUGCUCUCAUGUAUUACAAUGAGAAGAACAAUGGACAAAAUCACCAUUUGCCCCUCCCAGACAACUGGGAGCACCAGGUUGAACCAGAGACUCUUGCAGUCAUUAAAUGGAUGCAAAGUUAUAACUUUGUUCUAUCAGCAAAUCUGCAUGGAGGAGCAGUGGUGGCAAACUACCCUUUUGACAAAUCCAGAGAAGGCCGUAUAAGAGGCAGGUCUGCAUAUUCUGCCACUGCAGAUGACAAGCUGUUCAAAAACUUGGCAAAAACUUACUCCUAUGCUCACAGCUGGAUGCAUAAAGGCUAUAACUGUGGAGAUUACUUCGAGGAGGGGAUUACAAAUGGAGCCAGCUGGUAUACUCUUUCCAAGGGCAUGCAGGACUUUAAUUACCUAUACACUAACUGCUUUGAGAUCACUCUAGAGUUGAGUUGUGUUAAAUUCCCUCCGGCUAGCAAUUUGGCCAGAGAAUGGCUAGCCAACAGGGAGGCUCUGGUGUCCUACCUGGAACAGGUUAACCAUGGCAUAAAAGGAAUGGUCUAUGAUGAGAAUAACAACCCCAUCAGCAAUGCAGUGAUCUCAGUGGCAGGCAUAAACCAUGAUAUAACCAGUGGUGCAGAUGGAGAUUACUUCCGUCUACUUUUGCCAGGAACCUACACUGUUACUGCCUCUGCACCAGACUAUCGGCCAUCUACCAAUACAGUGACAGUCGGACCUGCAGAGGCUAUACAGUUACACUUCUAUUUGAAACCAGCACCAAAAGAAACAAAUUUGAAUGAGAAAGUUCAUCAAGAUAAGAAAAGCUUGUCAGCAGCCAAAGUUCCUCCAGCCAACCUUGGUCCAAGAUAAAAAUAAAAAAAGGACACCUUCCUUGGAAAAAGUUGGCAAAGGAAAUUUAGACUAUCACUGUUACAAAUGACAUCACUGAAACAUACUGUACUUCCGCAGGCCUCUGUUUGUCCUGGAUUAUUUAUAGUAUGUUUUUCUCAAGAUUCUACUGUUCUACUGAAAUUCAUUUAUAUUCAUGUAACACUUAGGAAAUGCAUGUUUUAAAUAAUGUCAGAUUCAUAGGAAGGAAUCAGCAUACAAUUCAUAAUAUAUUUUAAAUAAUAAGACAAUGGUAUGAGGUGCGAUUAGUAUUGUACAUCAGCACUUUUAAUUUAACACUCUUCCUUUGAUUAAGCAACAUUUUAUGCACACCAAAAAAAUGUAAUCAAGCAUAAUCAAAUGUAGCAAUGAAUGGGUCCUUAGUAUUGUCUUGAUAAGUUUGCAAUUACAAAUGCCAACUUCCACUGAAAAGUUAAUAUACAUAUCAUAGAUACAUUUGGGGUUUUACAGGUAGUAAGAUUGCUACAGUAUCAGUAAGGUUACUGAAAAGCACUGACUAUUCACAGAACUGUAAAGACCAUUUGUAUAUGCUGUGUAGUUCUGCAAUGAUCUUUAUAAUAAUAAGAAAUUAAUACUUUUAUAUUUUAAAGAAAUGAAUUAGGUUUGAGUAAUUUAUAAUUAAAACAAGAUGAAAAAUCCGAAAUGCUUAAUUUUUUUAUUGAUAGUUAAAUACGGAAAAUAGUAAAUAAAACAAAUCUAUUAUUAACGAAAGUGUUGGAUUAAAACUAUUUAACUACUUUAUUAUUUGAUACGUCUUGUUAUAUAUUUGAACACCAGAGGUCACUGUUGUCCACUUAAAAUGUUUCCACAUGCUAGUUUGCUAGUUUUUAGGCCCAGUUGUCCCCCUUGUAUUAAUCAUUCUAGAAGAAUUUACUGUGUUAAAAUGUAAAGGUGUAACUUUUUAAUUAUAAAUCUCUAAAUACCAAUGAUCUACA
Molecule: messenger RNA, 2384 nt
Organism: Clarias gariepinus (North African catfish)
Lineage: Eukaryota; Metazoa; Chordata; Actinopteri; Siluriformes; Clariidae
Gene: cpn1
Product: carboxypeptidase N, polypeptide 1
Exons: 9
Coding region: 58-1410 (450 amino acids)
Biological process (GO): proteolysis
Molecular function (GO): metallocarboxypeptidase activity; zinc ion binding
Source: RefSeq, a predicted model, not a curated record